AUGCCAGUCACAUUUUCGCCCACUUCCCUGCGCGCUGAAUUCUUCCCUCUAACAGUCGCGGCUACCCCCCUUUCCCCGUCCUCCCUCCUUGCCGCCGCCUGUCCCCAACAAUCCCGCUUCUGCGCCUCCCUCCUCCAAUCCUCCCUCCCAGCCGAAUCGCACAACACCAUCGCCCAACGAAACGGGCUUGUACACACCAUAGUCGAAGCAUACAAUAAGCACAGACACCUCCGCCUCCGCCCGGAUGACGUCUGGACUGCCAUACUUAUCCAAUUUAACUUCUUCGUCAAUGGACGGAGUGAGAAGCUCCGUUCUCAGUUCGUGGCGCAUGAGGGGAAGAAGCAGCUUGUCGUUCCGGAAAUCGUUAUACUGUCGAUUUCGAAAAACGUCGUUGACCCGUCUUUGCGUGCGUGGAUCCUCCCGACGUUCAGCACGACGACUACGACGGAUACGAUCGUCGCUUCUGUGAUUAUGAUGUCGAGCAUGAAGAAGUACUUUGAUUACAAGUUCUGUCUUGAUUGCGGGAUUCCGAGCGUUACACUGGAAGGUGAGAGAGGGGAUUGGGAGGAUAUAUUGCAGAGGAUUGAGAAGUUGAAGGAAUAUGGAGUGGAGGCGGUUGGGUGGUAUCACUUGCUGCUUCCUGUCCUCGCGCAGUUCGUGUCGGUGUUUGAUAAUGCGAAGAGCAAGAAGAAUAAGGAGUUCUGGGGGAAAGUGUGUCAUUAUGACGGGGGCGGGAGCGGGCCGCUCUUCCUUGGUGGGUGGGUAACUGCGUUUUGUGCUUUUGAUGAGGAUGGGAGGUGGCUCGGACACAGGUUCAAAAAGGGAAUUGUGGAGCACUGGUAUUUUCAGGAAUUCUACAUCAGGAAAAAAUGGACUUGCGAUAUUGCGUCAGUUAUCGAUAGUUACCACUACACCAGCGGGCAAUAUAUGAACACGGAAUCUCAGGUGGCUAUGAUCAUCGAGUGUCAAGCUUUGAAAGAUCAUGCCCAGCCUGCGCGAAAUGUUCAACUCCUCUGCCCACCACGCGCUCGAAUGGCCCAGGUACGUGACCAAUCCGAGCCCUUCAGACAUCUCAAGGAGGCGACGACAAAGGAAGGUAGUGUCGAGGAGGUGCAGGGGGGUUAUUCAAAAGCAAUGACGUGGGGCCUCCAUCUCGUUCUCGAUGUGGAGGAACUGUCGAUGGGUGACGGGCUGCGUCGCGUAAUUUCACAAGCCACAACCACCUACCACCCCAGCUAA
Messenger RNA from Laccaria bicolor S238N-H82, 1239 nucleotides. RefSeq lists its product as uncharacterized. NCBI's taxonomy places the organism in Eukaryota, Fungi, Basidiomycota, Agaricomycetes, Agaricales, Hydnangiaceae. The record is from RefSeq and is a predicted model, not a curated record. Bases 1 to 1239 code for a protein of 412 amino acids. The transcript has 8 exons.